This is a messenger RNA of Ochotona curzoniae (black-lipped pika), 3111 nucleotides long. RefSeq names its product septin 6 (gene SEPTIN6). Gene Ontology annotation, molecular function: GTPase activity; GTP binding; molecular adaptor activity. Gene Ontology annotation, biological process: cytoskeleton-dependent cytokinesis; cilium assembly. The record is from RefSeq and is a predicted model, not a curated record. Bases 267 to 1547 code for a protein of 426 amino acids. Gene Ontology annotation, cellular component: cell division site; microtubule cytoskeleton; septin complex. Lineage: Eukaryota; Metazoa; Chordata; Mammalia; Lagomorpha; Ochotonidae. The transcript is spliced from 11 exons.
GGCUGCACUUCUGCUCGCAGUGUCAGUGGCUCAGUCUCCCUAGUCGGCCUAAGGCGGAAUGGGCUGCCUGGGGUUCCUGGUCCGUCGGUAGGCAGCUGAACUUGCUUUGCCGGAGAACUGCGGGUGAAGGUUGCCGAACUGUCCCCCUGGCUGGACAUGUGGGGUUUGACAGCUUGCCUGACCAGCUGGUGAAUAAGUCAGUCAGCCAGGGCUUCUGCUUCAACAUCCUGUGCGUGGGAGAGACAGGCUUGGGCAAGUCUACUCUCAUGGACACCUUGUUCAACACCAAAUUCGAGGGGGAGCCAGCAACCCACACACAACCUGGUGUCCAGCUUCGGUCCAAUACCUAUGACCUUCAGGAGAGCAAUGUGGGACUGAAGCUCACAAUUGUUAGCACAGUGGGCUUUGGGGACCAGAUCAACAAGGAGGACAGCUACAAGCCCAUCGUGGAAUUCAUCGAUGCACAGUUUGAGGCCUACCUACAGGAGGAACUGAAGAUCCGAAGAGUGCUGCACACUUAUCAUGAUUCCCGGAUCCACGCCUGCUUGUAUUUCAUUGCCCCCACGGGUCAUUCCCUAAAGUCCUUGGACCUAGUGACGAUGAAGAAGCUGGACAGUAAGGUCAACAUCAUCCCCAUAAUUGCCAAAUCAGAUGCCAUAUCUAAGAGUGAGCUCACGAAAUUCAAAAUCAAAAUCACCAGUGAACUUGUCAGCAACGGAGUCCAGAUCUAUCAGUUCCCUACGGAUGAUGAGUCGGUGGCAGAGAUCAAUGGAACCAUGAAUGCCCACCUGCCGUUUGCGGUCAUCGGUAGCACAGAAGAACUGAAAAUAGGCAACAAGAUGAUGAAGGCACGACAGUACCCUUGGGGCACAGUGCAGGUUGAGAAUGAGGCCCACUGCGACUUUGUGAAGCUGCGGGAGAUGCUGAUUCGGGUCAACAUGGAGGAUCUGCGGGAGCAAACCCACACCAGGCACUACGAGCUGUAUCGCCGCUGUAAGCUGGAGGAGAUGGGCUUCAAGGACACCGACCCUGACAGCAAACCCUUCAGUUUACAGGAGACAUAUGAGGCCAAACGGAACGAGUUCCUAGGGGAGCUGCAGAAGAAAGAAGAGGAGAUGAGACAGAUGUUCGUGCAGAGAGUCAAAGAGAAAGAAGCGGAGCUCAAAGAAGCAGAGAAAGAGCUGCAUGAGAAGUUUGACCGCCUCAAGAAACUGCACCAGGAUGAGAAAAAGAAGCUGGAGGACAAGAAGAAGUCCCUGGAUGACGAAGUGAACGCUUUCAAACAGAGGAAGACGGCGGCCGAGCUGCUCCAGUCCCAGGGUUCCCAGGCUGGAGGCUCACAGACUCUGAAAAGAGACAAAGAGAAGAAAAACUCUUACUGUUUUACAGUUAACUCUGCUGUUUGCUGCAUGCUGCAUGAAACCCAGGGUCCUGUAAUCCAUGGCUGUGUACUGAAUAGUAUUCCCCGCUACAGCUGGACUGGACUCCAUUUAGCAUUUUAUGCCGAGAUUCCUAGUUUAACUGACAGCUUUCCUUUGGAGUGCUAGGCAGCUGGGCUCCCCAUUCCUGCCAUGUAUUCCAAGCCCCACUUCUUUUUGAGUUUUGCAACUUGUUCCUGCCUUGUACUCCCACUGGCACUGACCAUGACUUCCCUGCUCCCCCCACCCCCAUUAAAGUUGUUCUUUUGGGAUCAGUUAUUUUCAAAUUACGCAGGCAAACCAGGCCAUGCCAAAGGUCCAUGCCUUCUUGAAAAAGGGAAGGAGUUUUCUCUUUUCAAUAAUAAUCAUAGGAAGCCAAAAAUAAACAAAAAAGGGUAUAAAGCAAAUACAUGCACACACUUUUUUUUCUUGUUGGCAAAGCAAGAAUGCAAUUUUGAGAGGUGGUUGUUUGGUGCCUUAAAGAUCAGUAGUGAUGAGAGGCAAGCAGAAACCUAAGUAAUUUUAUGGGAAAAUCCAAAUUAGGGUGGUACACUUUAGCAAGCCCUAUGCUUGGAAGUAAAUACAUGAAAAUUAAUGCCAAUAUCUAGUUCUAGAAACAAACCCCUUGGGUACUCAGCCAAUAGUUCUGAGAGAUGCGGGAACUGGGACCACCAAGUCCCCUUGAGGAGCUUAGGUGUUUUUAUGUCCACCAGCAGAUAAUCACUACUCCUGGGGUCACAUUUGCAUGACACACUAGAACCCCCUUGUCUGGAUUGAGUGACAGAUGACUUGAGGCUGCAGAAGCUCUAAAUACUGCAAAAGUGAUGGAGCCACAGCAUCUGUGAAAAGCAAAGCCAAGAUUUCAGAUUGAGGAAGAUAUUUUUGGUCAGGAAGCUGGCUAAAAAGAAGCUGCUUAGUCCACAAGAGCAAAUUGAGAGCUGGAGAAGUGAAGGCACUUGCCUGAGGUCCCCCUGCUGUUUGGUUCCCUAAACCAAACUAAAUGCCAUGUCAUUUUACCCCCAAUCCAUUUCACCAAGGUGAAAGGGCAAAGUCUUUUGCUAUUCAGAGAAACCACGUAGUCAGUAUUAUAGGAUUCUUGAAGUUUUUUCCCCAUAGAAAAGCACCCUGGGGUGUGGUGUAUGGGGUAAAGGUGGGCAAGGCAAAGGCUCCUGGCCAGCUCUUUAACCCAGCACUGCUGCCCAGGCAGGGAUGAGGGGGCAGCUUAGCUCCAAGGUUUCAACAGGGCCAAUGGGGCAGAUAUCUGGGCAAUCGUUAAUCAGGGGAGAUGGGUAAGUGAACACAGCCUUUAGAAGGUUGAUCAAGGCUAUUCAAAAAAUUAAAACGUUUAUUCCAUUGGGUAGCUUUUUUUUUUUAAAAUGUAGACAGAAAGGAUUUUUUUCUUUUUUUAGCUCAGCCUUUUUUUUUUUUUUUUAAGAGUGUCCUAAGCUCUCUGUUUACUCCUGGUGAAGCAAACCAGUCAUUAAAAAUGGUCAGUGCUUUCCUUUGCCUAGAAAGGAAUGGAAUGGCUUUGAGACACACACACACAUGCACACACCCUUUAUUUCCCCUGACGCCAAGAAGUUUGCUUGCCCAGUGCAGAUCACUUUUGAUUUGGGUUUGGGUUUUAUUCCUUUGACCUUCCCAUGUAGCUGUGAAUAUGUGCUUGUUUUUCAUUAAAACAAGAAGCUUUCAA